UUCCAUAAACAAGAUGACUGCCAGGGUUUGCCGUCUGCCCUGCGUGGCUCAGGGUACAGCCUCUCUCGGAAAGAGUCUCAGAGAAAGUGAGUGAAGCAGCAGAGAGAGAAAGUAGGAAAACAGGAAAAGGGACAAGGCUGAAAGAGACAGGAAAACCCAUCAGAAGAGAGGAAACACUGACAAAGAGGUUACAGAGGAGAAGAGGGGGAACAGGAGUUUAUAAGACAGACUGAACAGGAGAUCAGUCUCUUUUCUUGUCAUGGCUGAAAACAGCACAAAUGUCUUUCUGGACAUACUAAAGUCCUUUGAUGCUGCUCCUUUAAUUAUAGCUUUCGCUGUGUCCAUUGCUGUGGGCUUACUGUUGGGUGCCACAGUUUACGUGAUCCUAACCUGGAUGUCCCGACGCAAAGCAGGCUCUGCCAGCAUCACCCGGCGUCCACCACGCCGCUCCCAAAACUUCUCUCGCAGUCGCCCAGGGUUCGACCGCAGCAGCAGCUACGAACGUCGCAGCAACAACAGCUUAAUAAGCGCUGCAUUCAGCUUCCACCGCCCGACUUCCUCCCCAGAUCACCUGGACGCAGUGGGCCAUAAAUCCAGCUUUAGGGCCUCUACCUUCCAUCCCCUUAUUCAGUGCAGCCAGAUUGCGAGGGAAGCUGAGGAGGGGAGUGAGACUACACUGCCUCGUACUCCACCUCUGACCACGUCAGCAGGAUCGGCUCAAACCACUGCAGAAGCAGUCGUCAAUCAUUCAAGACCAGAGUCAUUUUGGGGAAACAACGGUCUGAGGGGUUUGGGUGUGACACAGACCCCACCUCCAGCUUAUGAGAGCAUCAUCAGGGCUUAUCAAGAAACCUGUACCUGAGAGGAGUGAGAAAACCUUAAUAAAUAGUUUUUAAUGACUUGGAUGAUGGGAUAAACAGCGAGGAUCUGAAGAUCUAAUCAACGCAAUGCCGUUUUACAACAUAAUUUCCUUAACUCUUUGUUUCUUUAUUUACCUUCCAUUAACUAUGGAGUACUUAACACAUGUGAAACUGGAUGUUUACUAUGCAAAGAGAAAUAAUUCUUAACACAGAUUCUUAGUUUAUAUUUAGAUUUUACACAGAGUUAGAGAUGUUUUCAUGGGAGGUUAUUUUAGUUUCUACCCAAAAUGUAGAAACAUGUAACAUGAAACAAUAUUCACACAGAGGUCAACUGUGUGAAAAUCUAUGUAAAAUUACAUUUAAGACAGGGUUAAAUGUGCCUAAUGUUUAUUUGUAUGUACAUAUUUGCUGCCCUUAAUGUUCUUAGAGAGUCAGACUCAGUGGAUGUGUUUCAAAUUUCUUUUUUUUUUUUUUUGGGUUUGGGUUAUCUUCAUGACUGAAUGCAUAUAUACACUGUUCAAAAAAAAUAAAUGGAACACUCAAAUAACACAUCCUA
Molecule: messenger RNA, 1416 nt
Organism: Girardinichthys multiradiatus
Lineage: Eukaryota; Metazoa; Chordata; Actinopteri; Cyprinodontiformes; Goodeidae
Gene: myct1a
Product: myc target 1a
Exons: 2
Coding region: 260-862 (200 amino acids)
Cellular component (GO): nucleoplasm
Source: RefSeq, a predicted model, not a curated record